UAUUCAUUUUUAAGUCGACAGUCGACACCCUUCAUUAAAAAAUUUGGUAGAUUGAAUCUAAGCAGAUAAGCGAGCCAACCGAAGCGACACGGGGGCGAGAGCUAUGGAGCUAUUCUAUCUGCUGUGCUCAAUCCUCUCCGCCUUCUUCACAUCACUAGUCCUCUCUUGCCUCCUCCCCUUUCGUGCUCUCCUACGUUGCCUGUGCUCCGCACGCUCCGUCGGUUCUUCUGCCGCCACCGGAGAAGACCCUGUCUCUCUCUACGAGGGUACUGUCUGGCACGAGCGCCGGCGUCCUGUCCACCACUCCUUCCGCUAUGCCGUCCGGUAUGCGCUAGUUGACAUUGACAGGGCGCCUAACGUUUUACCCGACCAUCUUUCCGGCGACGAAGCUCGCCGAAUCGCCGGAACCACUGGGCCAGUUUUUCUCUUGACAAUUCCUCCUAGCGUGGGAUACGAACAAAAUCCACUGAGUUUGUAUUAUUGCUAUGAUCUAGGAGCAUCUACUCAGAAUUUGAAGCAGUGCAUUGCUGAGGUAACCAAUACACCUUGGGGUGAAAGAGUAACUUUUGUUUUCAAUCCAAAUUUUGAUUUAGUAGCAAAGCCGUUACAUGUCAGUCCUUUUAUGGAUAUGUAUGGGAAUUGGAGCAUCAAAGCAAAUGUGCCUGGAGAUAAUCUGUUAGUAGCAAUUACAGUUCAACAUCCCAAGCUUGGCAAUUAUUUCACAGCUACAUUGACAGCCAAAAAGGUCUCUUCCUCAUUGGUGGUUGAUCGAGAACUGUUCUUCUGGUUGAUGCCCCAUAAGGUUGCAAUCUGGAUAUAUUGGCAUGCUCUCAAGCUCUGGUGGAAAAAUGUGCAAUUCAUCCAUCAUCCAAAGUGUUCCAACCCAGCAUAUAGGGAGGAAGCUUCAGUACGUGAUAGAAAACUCAAAUGCUGCCAGGCCUCUGGACUGGGCGAGGAUAAACAUAUGCUAGUUGGAGGAACUGGUCCAGAUUUUGCGGCUGACGAUAAUGAGGAGGAUCGAUGGUUUUCAUGGAGAGAUGCUAAAUGGCCCUGGUGUUGAAUGAUAACAGUAAGCCACUGUGUUUUGAUUCAACCUAACAUGGACACUGGCCUAUCUUUUAUUUACUUCAUUUGUUUAGUAAUUUGUUAAAGCUUAUAUGUGACUUCACAGUAAGCACACACAAUGAAAACAAAGAAUUUAUUUGUUAAACUUGUAUAGGUGAACUGCAACCUGUCUACAUUUUUUUUUUUUUUUAAUUGCUCUGUUGUUUAUUUGAUUUUUCUUUUGGAGCCAAUUUAGUAUGUCUCUCACUUCUUAGCAUCUAGUUGGUUUGGAACUCAUGACCUAAUACACUUUUUAUAGGUACAUGAUUGAA
Molecule: messenger RNA, 1376 nt
Organism: Vitis riparia (riverbank grape)
Lineage: Eukaryota; Viridiplantae; Streptophyta; Magnoliopsida; Vitales; Vitaceae
Exons: 5
Coding region: 104-1060 (318 amino acids)
Source: RefSeq, a predicted model, not a curated record